Messenger RNA from Physella acuta, 411 nucleotides. Its product is annotated as ficolin-1-like. Lineage: Eukaryota; Metazoa; Mollusca; Gastropoda; Physidae. The record is from RefSeq and is a predicted model, not a curated record.
AUGAAUGGCAAAGUAGAUUUUCUGAGAUCGUGGGACGAAUAUAAAAAUGGCUUCGGUGACUUUUCUGGUGACUUUUGGGUUGGUAACAACAUCAUACAUCUGUUAACCGUCCAGGGCUACAGAGUGCUACGAUUUGACUUAAAGUUUAGGGGUACAAGCUACUUUGCCGAAUAUAGAAACUUUUACGUCAAAAGCGAGGACUACAAAUACAAGGUUAACUUCUCGGGCUACAGAGGAACUGCACCGGAUCAUUUUUACCAACACGAGAACCAGUGGUUCUCCACCAUAGAUAGAGACAACGAUAACUCCUACAACGAUUGUGCCAAUAAGCGGAAGUCAGGCUGGUGGUAUAACGAUUGCCAGUGGGUCAAUGUUAAUGGUUUAUGGAGAAGUCAAGGUGUUCGUCUAUAA